This is a messenger RNA of Parasteatoda tepidariorum (common house spider), 2520 nucleotides long. Its product is annotated as DBH-like monooxygenase protein 1 homolog. Gene Ontology annotation, cellular component: secretory granule membrane. Lineage: Eukaryota; Metazoa; Arthropoda; Arachnida; Araneae; Theridiidae. Gene Ontology annotation, biological process: dopamine catabolic process; norepinephrine biosynthetic process; octopamine biosynthetic process. The record is from RefSeq and is a predicted model, not a curated record. Gene Ontology annotation, molecular function: dopamine beta-monooxygenase activity; copper ion binding.
CAUCCGGACUCUUAACAUUCUUAUCAUCCGGGUUUUAGUUUAUGCAAAUAUCGCACCAGGAAAUGACGAACAAAUAAAUUUUGGCGUGUAGAAUUCUAAACUUUAUUUAUAAAUCCUUUUAAAGCCAUUUGUAAACAUUGCCGUAGCAACACAGCUGAGUCCAGGCAUGUAGUCGCGUCAUAAUGCAAUUGUGAAUCAAUUAUACUAACAAUUUAUUGAAAAAAUUAGAUGUUUUAUUCGUAUUAUUAUAUGAACUAAACAAAAUUCAAAAGUUUCUAAGGGUUUUUAAAUUUUUUUUUUAAAACAAAUAGGAAACACUCAGACGAAUUGUUUUUCCUAAUAAGCUCAACCUACUAAUAUGGUCAAUCAAAUUUUGUUUUGUUCUUUAUUACUGACAACAGUUUUAGUUACGGCAGAACAUGAAGAAUGGCUGCAUUGCAGUGUUCUGGACAGUGAAAACAAAUAUCAAGUUUGUUGGUUGACAACAGUGUCCGGCGCUGGUCAAGCAGAGAUUGUGUUUGGUGUUGACGUUCAAACUCAUGGUUAUGUUGGAUUUGGCUUGUCUUAUAAUGGUGGCAUGGCAGGUAGUGAUAUUAUUACCGGUUGGAUUAAAGAUGGAAAAAUUUAUUGCCAGGACAGACAUGGUAUAGGAAAUACUUUACCAAUAAUUGAUAUAAGCAUGGACUGGGAAUGUUUAAGCGGAAGUGAGAAUGAUACACACACCUCACUUGUUUUCCGGCGGAAGUUGGACACUUGUGAUGAAGAGGACCUAAAAAUUGACGACAGUACUAUUCGGUUAAUUUAUGCCUACUCGGAUAUUGAUCCGUUGGAUGAAAAUGAUCUUGAUUAUCACAUGAAAAAUAGAGGAGCCAAAAGUGUUCUUUUGUUGCAACCCAAAAGAAAUGCUAAACUAUUUAUAGAUAAGUCAGAACUAUCACACUGGGAUGUCCUUUCACCAAAUUUUACCAUUUCUUCCGAAUUCAACACACUGUAUUGGUGUAAGAUUUACAGAGCUCCAGCGCUACCAGUUAAGCACCAUAUUGUUUUGGUAGAACCGCUUAUUCAAAAAGGACAUGAACCGUAUGUUCACCAUCUAUUGCUGUAUGAAUGUGUGGGAGCAAAUCCUGAAGAAUACGAUCCUCAUUUGGACAAAACAGGACAUCAGUGUUAUCGACCGAAUAUGCCAGAUGUUAUGUCCAGAUGUGAAGGAAUAACGCUUGCUUGGGCGAUUGGGGGAGAGGAUCUCUUACUUCCGGAUCAUGUAGGUCUUCCUCUUGAAUCUGGCAUUUCCAGAUAUUAUAUGUUGGAAAUUCACUAUGAUAAUCCAUUUCGUCAUGAUGGUAUUGUCGAUAAUUCUGGAUUUCGGAUUUAUUAUACCAAUAAAUUACGAGAAUAUGAUGCCGGUUCAUUGAUGUUUGGAUCAACUGUAUCAAGAAGGUUAUUUAUUCCUCCAAAGCAAAAGGAAUACACAAUAUCUGGACACAGCAACCCUUUGUGCUUGGAUCCGUCAAUGUCAGAAGAAGGAAUCAAAAUUUUGGGAAUAUUUCUACAUGCUCAUUUAUUAGCACGUCAUGUGAAAGCUCGACAUUUCAGAAACAACACCGAACUUCAACCUUUAGCUGAUGAUAGAAAUUAUGAUUUUAACUAUCAAGAAUACAGAUAUUACUCCGAAGAAAUUGAAUUUUUACCGGGUGAUCAAGCAACAAUGGAAUGCACUUAUGAUUCUUCUGAAAAAACUAAAGUAACAUUUGGUGGUGAAGGUACCGAUGAAGAAAUGUGUUUGGGAUUUCUUCUUUAUUACCCAAAAAUUGAAAAAUAUGCAUCUGUAAGUGUGCCAACAAUAGUUGAACUUAACGCAGCUUUAGGAGGAAAUCUUGGAAGGAAUAAUAUAAAUGGAAUGAUGUAUCGGUUUCUUAUAGAAUACGAUUGGAACAAAAUUGAUUUUGAGAAAUUGGAGAACAACUUGAGAUACUCGCAUCAAGAUACUCAUUGCUAUUUGGGUGACGGAAAUAAGAACUCCAUCCGAGCUACAAUUUCUUAUCCAGAUAACCUACAACUUCACGAAGAAAAACUGUCUUGCAUUUCAGAGGAAGAUUUUUUCAGCAGCAAUAGCAUCAGAUUUCUCGAAUUACCGAGAUGGAAAAAUAUAAUCUUGUGUCUUUUAUUGAUUUCUUCCCGUCAAGUUUUACACAAAAUUUAAUGAUCUACUAAAUAUUGGAAAAACUGUGAUUCUCUACCUUUUUUUUAGUAUUUUUGACCGCCUCCUUUCCUGUGUCACACUUCAACCUCCCUACCCUUCCCUGUUGUCACUAGUCACGUUAUAUUUAAUAAAGAUAUUCUAAAAGUUCAGAACAUAUUUCAAAUUUUAUUUUUAAACUUCAGCUAAGUGUUUUAAUGUCGUUUUGAGCAAAACAACAAUAAUGGUUAUAUGCGUUCUUAUUUUGCUGAUAAAUAUCAAAAAAUGUUGUAAACAAUUAUGUAAAUUUGUUCAAUAAACUCAUUUUGAAUGUUCAAUUUUAA